UCCAUCUUCUUUCUUUUUUUUCGGGACUCUCUGUCUUCUUGUGGCUCUACUCAAAAACCCUAAUCCUCAGGCUACCGACUCGUUACAGCUGAUGUUAUUUGUCUCUUCGCCGAUGUCAUUUCAAGGAGCUAGCUUCCGCCACAACGUGAAUGUUAUGGAUAUGAAAGAGUUCAAGUGUAUGCCCUGGUCAUGCGUUAACAGUUUGGGGAGGCAUCAUUGCCUCUUUUUACCAUCUUCAAGCCAAUGCAAGAUAGGUUUAGCUCGAAGCUGUGCAAGUGGGAAAACUAUUCGAUUUGUAGUCAAUCUUGGCUUAAAUUGCGAAGCCCUGCAGCACUUUUUGGACAAGCUUCUGAAUUGUUAUCCGUAAGAUCCUGUAAAGUGAAAAAAAGUGAUGAUACUGAGGGAAACUUAAGUGGUGAAAGCAUUAUGUUGGAUGAGGAAAUCCUAAAGCGGGAACUACAGAUUGCCAUUGAGGAGGAAGACUAUGUCCAAGCAGCAAAAAUCAGAGAUAGUCUUCGAAUGUUUGAAGAAGAUACCCGGACCUCAGUGCUGGGAGCAAAUGCUCGGUUUUAUGAUGCAUUCAAGCAUGGUGAUCUUGCUGCCAUGCAAGGCCUGUGGGCAAAAGGGGAUAAUGUAUGUUGUGUGCACCCGGGGGCAAGUGGGAUAUCUGGUUACGAUUCUGUUAUGGAAAGUUGGGAGGUUGUAUGGAUGAAUUAUGAUUUUCCGCUAGCAAUUGAGGUGAAAGAUGUUCGAAUUCAUGUUAGAGGGAAUGUAGGUUAUGUUACUUGCAUAGAAUUUGUUAGGACAAAAGGUAGCAGUUGGGGAGGACAGUUCGUAACAAAUUUGUUUGAGAAGAUCAAUGGUCAGUGGUUUAUCUGUAUUCAUCAUGCAUCACCUAUUGAUUUGUGAACACAUAAAUUCACGCUAAAUAGGAUCAAUUGUCUUAUUUAGUAUUAUGAAUUUUAGUAUUUUUUCUUAUUUGGCUUCAUAAAUUGAAGAUUGAAACAAUAAUCUGCCGUUAGAUUAUUAUGGAUAAUUAUAAUUAUAAUUUCUGGUA
This is a messenger RNA of Pistacia vera, 1057 nucleotides long. Its product is annotated as F-box protein SKIP8. The record is from RefSeq and is a predicted model, not a curated record. NCBI's taxonomy places the organism in Eukaryota, Viridiplantae, Streptophyta, Magnoliopsida, Sapindales, Anacardiaceae. Bases 244 to 909 code for a protein of 221 amino acids. Gene Ontology annotation, molecular function: protein binding. The transcript is spliced from 3 exons.